Messenger RNA from Gavia stellata (red-throated loon), 618 nucleotides. It is a transcript of the gene CTLA4, whose product is annotated as cytotoxic T-lymphocyte associated protein 4. Gene Ontology annotation, biological process: negative regulation of regulatory T cell differentiation; T cell receptor signaling pathway; immune response. The transcript is spliced from 4 exons. Gene Ontology annotation, cellular component: external side of plasma membrane; membrane. The record is from RefSeq and is a predicted model, not a curated record. The coding region runs from base 1 to 618 and encodes 205 amino acids. NCBI's taxonomy places the organism in Eukaryota, Metazoa, Chordata, Aves, Gaviiformes, Gaviidae.
AUGCUCUCAAUAUUGGUCACCGUGGGCUUUCUCUGCACAGCCACUGCCAUUGCUGAAGUAAUGGAAGUGACUCAACCAGCAAUGGUGCUGGCCAACAGGCAAGGAGUUGCCAGCUUGGUGUGUAAAUACAAGCACAUUGGGAAUGCAAAGGAAAUUCGAGUGACUCUGCUUAAACAGACGGGUGACCGGUUCACUGAGAUUUGUGCUUCAACCUACACAACGGAGUUUAAAAUGUUCAGUGUGGAAGAGGUCAUUCAGUGCCAUGUUAGCCCUAGCCGAAACAAUGUGACCCUCACCCUCACUGGCCUGCAAGCUAAUGAUACUGGUCUUUACGUCUGCAAGAUGGAGCGGAUGUACCCUCCACCCUAUUUUAUGAACAAGGGAAAUGGGACGCAUCUCUAUGUCAUUGAUCCAGAACCUUGUCCAGACACUGCCAUACAUCUCUGGGUAUUAGGAGCUACUGCCUCAGGAUUUUUUCUUUACAGUAUCAUCAUCUCAGCCAUUCUUGUGGGCAAAGCGAUAAAGAGAAGACGAUGUCUCACUACUGGGGUCUAUGUGAAAAUGCCUUCUGAAAAGCUAGAGAAAAAAGUGAUUCCAUUCCACAUCACUGUUGACUGA